GACACUUGUCUUUUCGUCAGACCUAUUAAGACUUUUACCAGAGAGUUCUGUCGUCAGAUUGAAUUCUACAAAAUUUCCCUUUUAUCUGCCAGAACAUUUACUCAACACUUGGAGUGGUUCAAACUCUUUGAUGUCUUCCUACAAGUGUCAAAAGAAAGAAGCACUGAAAAGUCACAAUUGUGUCUUGAUUUACAAAUCAGAGACAAAAGGAGACGAAAACCAUACUCUGGACAGUAGCUUAAUCGGACUCACCACCAGGAUGUUAAAAGUGAAGAGGCUGGAAGAAUACGACAUGUGUUACAGCAGCAGCCGGCUGGAGAAUAUGGCCUUUCUUCAGUACAUGGAAAAGGGUGGGAAAGUGAAGUGUUUUCUGGAGGAAAACUCCAGUGAGCAGGAUUCAAGAUCUGGAAAGAAUGAGGCUAAGGAGAAGCUGUGGUCAAAUUCUGGCUUGACCGAAAGGGUGCCAGUCAAAGGCAAAAGAACAUCAGCCCUCACAGAGAGAUCUACCCAGAAGAACCAACUCCUCUCUGAGACAGAAAAGGUUAAUAAACUCAACAAGAAAAAUGCUGAGAAGAUCAACGGCUCUCUCGUAGAGAGAAGUUUGGCCAUUUUUCACACAGAAAGCCAAGAUGAAGUGGAAGAUUUUGCUCCACGAAAUCCCGCAGAGCUGAGAGGGAACACGGAGGGAAAAGUCAUUGCACGUAUAGAGAACCGGAGCAGACAAGAAAAUGACAGUGCUGGGGAUGAUAAACAAGCCACCGCAGACAAAAACGAACACCCGGGGUUCAAAGAAGAGAAAAAUGGGCUUCAUUCUAAGGAAGUUACUAGUGGACGAGAAGCCGAGAAAAAAGAAGAAUUAGAAACUGCAGAUGAGCCAGUGAUGGACCAAUGUCCACAUAGAGAGCAAUAUACUGAUAAAACUAACGGUGACCAAACCCAGGAAAGGUGUAUCAGCAGCCUAAAGGCCCUUUCUACAACACGAAUCCUGGGAAAUCCAGCAGUGGAAUCCAUUUUCCAGAAUGCUGAACAAACAGUGUCCUCUGGCAGCAGUAAGCGCAGAGUGACAGAGGAGUGCUUCACCAACGAGGACAACAAAAAGAGCAGAGUAGAUGUAGUGGGCACAGGUGAAGAGCACACGCGUGGAAAGACACGGGAGGCCAGGCAAGCCCAGGGGAGCUCACAGGGCAAACCCCAGGAGUCAGCUGGGAGGAAGACCCCGGGAGAGCAAGACCUCCUGACCCCACUGGAUGACAUCCCAGCUCCUCCAGCCCCAUUUGACCAUCGCAUCGUGACAGCCAGACAAGCAGCAGUCAACAGCCUCUACACUGUCCGCCAAACAGAGAUUUUAGGAGGGGGGCGUUUUGGCCAAGUUUACAAGUGUGAAGAGACAGCAACAGGUCUGAAGCUGGCGGCCAAAAUCAUCAAGACCAGAGGCUCUAAGGACAAGGAGGAAGUAAAGAACGAGAUCAGCGUCAUGAACCAGCUCGACCAUGCCAACCUCAUUCAGCUCUACGAUGCCUUUGAGUCUAAGAAUGACGUCGUCCUGGUCAUGGAGUAUGUGGAUGGUGGAGAGCUGUUCGACCGCAUCAUUGAUGAAAACUGUAACUUGACGGAGUUUGACACCAUCCUGUUCAUGAAGCAGAUAUGUGAGGGGAUACGGCACAUGCAUCAGAUGUACAUUCUCCACUUGGACCUGAAGCCUGAGAAUAUCCUGUGUGUGAAUCGGGAUGCUAAGCAAAUAAAAAUUAUUGAUUUUGGAUUGGCCAGAAGAUACAAACCCAGAGAGAAGCUGAAGGUGAACUUUGGAACCCCUGAAUUCCUCGCUCCCGAAGUUGUGAACUACGAUUUUGUUUCCUUUCCCACUGACAUGUGGAGCGUGGGGGUCAUCGCCUACAUGCUACUUAGUGGUUUAUCCCCUUUCCUGGGUGAUAAUGAUGCAGAGACGUUGAGCAACAUCCUGGCCUGUAGGUGGGACUUAGAGGAAGAAGAAUUUCAAGACAUCUCUGAGGAGGCGAGGGAAUUCAUCUCCAAGCUUCUGAUUAAGGAGAAGAGUUGGAGAAUAAGUGCAAGUGAAGCGCUCAAGCAUCCCUGGUUGUCAGACCACAAGCUCCACGCCAGACUCAACACACAGAAGAAUAAGAAUCACAGCUCUGACGCCCAGGACCUUGGGACCAAAUAGUCUACGGGAGGCACUCAUUUGAAAGGAAAACUGCUGUGGUUGCUGCUGCUUUGAGAAGAUUUUUGGAAAAAUCAGCAGUUCUGAUGCCUUGACCCCUGUGAUGACUGGUGGCCAUACAGGGGGAGCCCUUGAACUUGAACUCAGAGCACCUCUGCCACAUGCAGGGGGGACACCCAGUGCCCUGGUCCCUGGGGCACACACACAUCCCUUCACCCCAUGGUAGCCCACGUUGGAAAGACGUUUUCUUGCCAUCUUGAGUUUUUCAUUUUUAUUUUUUGAUCUCAGUCACUGGGGCAUUAUAUCUGCUAUUUCUCAGAUUACUACAGCAAUCACACUUGAGAUUUAUUGGCAGAUUUCAGACAUGGAGGAUAUGUUUAGAGGGAGAAAUCAGCUUUUGGUCAUUAAACAAUGCUUUUCAAACAGGAUAAUUAUAUCACAAAAAAACUCAAAGUCUGGUGCACCCUUGAACACUUAGUUUCUUAAACUUCCAUUUUGAUUUGGUCCAAAAUCAGGGGAAUUCAAUGGAUAUCUAAUUUUUUUGCUGGAACAUAAGCCUUCUAUAGUUCUGGGCAAGAGGCAUCAGACAUUGUAUCUUCCAUUUAUUCUGAGCUGUCAUCUAACCACAUCAUUUUCUUCAGGUAGCUGAUUCUACCUUCAAAUUUGUACUCCCCGCUCCCUUCUGACUGGCACUUCAUCCCCAGGAAACACACUGAUUUUGAGAGGCAGUGCAAAAGGUAUCUGUUUAUGGUUAGUCUUUAAAAUCACGGCCUUUAGAAUAAUGUCAACAGUCACAAGAGGUUUCUGGAAGCCCCUGUUGUCAACAAGAAGAGACCGAUCUGUGCCUCCCAGGGAAGAACAGUGCUUGGCAUCCAAUGUUGAUGUUGCUUGGGAACUAGCAGUCGAGUUUCUGGGUAAAUUCAAGCAAAUAUUUAUGAAGACCAAGAAUUUCACUGUGCAGAGUUUCAGUGACACAGUGAUUGUGAAAAAAUGGCAGUCAGAAGCCAAGAGUGGUGGGAACUCGGCUCAGCUCUCCUGUUGGGCUCAAAGAUGACAUCUCUUUGGAAGCUUCUUAUUCCCAAGCCCAUGUGCCAUUUCAUGGCAGAUAUUUAUAGGGGAAGUGGACCCUGCUAUAGAUGGCGUCUGGGGCUCCAAAAGCACUGGGCUUAAAGAGAAAAACCUGUGUGUCAUUUCUGUGUGGAGAAGAGACCAGGCAAAACUACAAACUCCUUAGUACAUGCUUAACAACACACUCACCCCUCAGCUUCAUAAACUUUUUGUUUAUAUUUUCCAUUUCCAAAUAAUUGUUUCAUUGAGAUCAGUUACAAUAGCAUUUUUUAUUUUUAGCUAUAAAUGGUCUAGGCUACUGUUGUCAUGAUAGCAAUGGAAGGUAAUAAGGAUUGCUUGGUGGCUGUGUUAAUGAGGGCACAUAUUCUGCGCCAGUUUUCCCCACGUGCUCGCACAUCCACCCAAGGGAUCCUUACAGCAUGCUCACGAAUAACUACAUGUGCACUGUCCUUAUCCUCAUAUUUAAGGUAAGGGGGAAGUUGAGAUAGAAGGAAAUGUGUAAUUUGGUAAAGGCCACAUGCCAAUUUCGUGGUCAUGCCAACUAUAAAACCAACUCCUCUCUAGCCUUUGCCCUUACAUUAAGAUGCAUUUCUUUUUUCCCUGUGGCCUAUGCAUUUAUCCAAGGUUAGUUUCUCCUGCUCCUGUUAUGUGACUAUGCUUAAAAUGUUUAAUUUCGUUUUCUUAAAAAAUGAAAAACAACGAAACAAAAAACACACGUACACAAAGCCCUGUGACUGAAGUGUUAAAUUACUGAGCUAUCUUUAGCUGAUGCUAUUCGUUGGGUCUGGAAAAAUACGAGCCAGUGCAUGCAUUAAUACUUAGUUAGACCACGGAGAGCUGGCAUUCACUCAAAUGCUAAAUGGGACACAAGGGUCUGAUUUGAAACCCCUCAUGGAAGGGCGUUCUCUGCCCUGCGGCCGGCCUGGAUUCUCUACCAAAUUGAGCAGGAGGUCUUUUGCAUGAUGUGCAGCUCACAUCCAGCUUUCCUUCUGACUCAAGUUGGCAGAUAACUUUCCCCAGGCCCUGCCAUACAUGGAAGAGACAGCUUAGGCCAAAUACAGGCAGGAUGUCUUUGCCAAAUUAAUCCACUGAUGACCCUGUAGUUCGUGGGUAUGAUUUUUUUUGUUUGUUUUGUUUUGAGGUUUAAAAAGGGGACUCUCCUUUGAAAAUGGAUCUUGUUUGAAUCUGUAGUUAAAUUUCCACAUUUGUAUGGGAAGGCAUCUUCAUGCCAGCGGGGUGCCUUUUAUAUGAGAGCUGAGGAUAGUUCCCAUUGCAGAGGUGAUGAUUACAGUCUAGAGUUACAUGAAAUGGGAGAUUAUCAGUCUAGUGUUCAUCCUGUCCCCCGCUCCACGCCCAUGUGUGGCUGCUCCAGCAAGAACUGGGAACUUGGUACAUUGCCUCUCUAAUGAGAAAAGGGGGCUUUGCAAAGAAAGCUAAGAAAACAAACCAGAUGCAAACAUGGACUCAGAGAAGCUGAGUCUGGCUGGAUGGGGGCUAUUGUGAUCAAUUUUUCCAAGAAGUCAUUAGGAUUUGAGAGCCUGUAUUUCUCCACCACCCUCUUAAUGGAAGAGAUUGGCUUCGCUCACUCACUAGGCAGUUCCCAUUUCUUUAGCAAGUGGAGGAAAUUAAGCACCAAUGUGGCACUUACCACUGCCAAGAGAGAAAGAAACCUCACAAAUUAUUAAGGAGAAAGCAUGCCCACAUUUGUAAUUUGGAAGACACCAACACUUAACCAGAAUCUGUUGCUGUUUAAAAAUCAGGGAGAAGAGGGCUUGUAUCCCCAUGUGUUACGUAAAGAACUUUGGAAGGGGUUCUUAUCUGAACUAACUUGGGGAAACAACUUCUGGUUGAAAUUCAUUAACACUCCUGUCUGUUGAGGGCAGUAGGUUUAGUGUUAGUUGCUUUUUGUCUGAUUUGAUAUUAAUUUGCUUUCUUUACUCAAAACAUGUAAAUAGGCAUGCUGUCACAUCGUCAUGGCUAACUUUGAUGUGAACCUGUUUGGAAAGAUGUGUGAAUAUUUACACAUUCAUCCAUUUUAUGGAAAUUAGUAUAGCAAUUUUUUUUUCUUAGUUUAGAAUCAAAAUAUGGAUUUGGUACUAGGGAGCUGAGAAGCCUGCUCUUUAUUUCAUUCCUUUUCUGUCCCUUCAGCUCCCUCUGCCCCAUAUGUGUGCUUGGCUAGUCCACACCAGAGGCCAACUGAUGGAACCUCAUUUGGAAAAUCCACUUGUGAGGGUGGAAGCGGGAGGAAGCAGCAGAGCCCUCCUGGGCUGUGGCCAUCAGGCUUAGUUCACCAGCCAUGGGAGCCACAGAAUUGCCACGACUGGCUUCUCAGUGUGCACAAGGUUCCCACUUUGCUUUCGCUCUUUUUUAAUUGUUUAACUUCUUUCUCUUUUCUUAAGUUAGAAUCAAAGCCCCUCUUCUUAUCCAUUGUGAUGCUCCUUCAAAACUUUUUUGAGAUAAAAAUUUUAUUACCACAUUUCUUUCUGUCCUAAAGGAAAGUUGAUGCUGGAUUUAGUGGAUGUUGGGUUCUGGAAUUAAGAUGACUUGCUUGCUUAGCUGGAAGUCUAUCGUUUCUCAAACUAGAAGUACUCUAGAUUUCUCCAUGCUCCAUUUUAGUGAGGGUGUGUUUUGUGUAAGUGGUCUAUUCCAUGGGCAAUUUCACCUUCCAUGAAGGCUUAAAAUUCAACUACUGCUACCCAUUGAAAAGAGCAGAAAGCAUCUGCUUUCUGAGUUGCACAUGCUAACUAAGAUGUAUUUUGUUGUUAUCUCACCUGAGAGACAUCAGUGAGUCCUUCGAUGAGGUUUAUUGGUAUAGAUAAGAAAUAAAAACGGAUUCAUAAUGUGGUGAUUGAGUGUAUCACAUACGUGUAUAUUUUUUGUUUCUGAACGUAGCUUCAUUCAGCCGUACGUCUUUGCCUUAUAAAGAUGUAUGACAGUCAUGUGUUAUAUUGAGAAAUAAACAUGGAAUUUAUUUAUCCUUUGGUUAAUGAGCUAAAUUAUUUAAUGACGUGGACUUGGCAAAUGCAGCGCAAACACUCUCCUUUAUGACAGGGUCUGAUAUGUCAAUCAAUUCCUGUGACAUUAAGAGCCCAGGGUAUUGCAAAGGAGCCUCACACUUAUAGGGUCUCCAGAGCUAUCUGCAGUAAUACUGCCAGCACCAUGGGGGAAACAACU
Nycticebus coucang (slow loris) is the source of this 6418-nucleotide messenger RNA. RefSeq names its product myosin light chain kinase family member 4 (gene MYLK4). The transcript has 15 exons. Bases 131 to 2179 code for a protein of 682 amino acids. Gene Ontology annotation, molecular function: ATP binding; protein serine/threonine kinase activity. The record is from RefSeq and is a predicted model, not a curated record. Gene Ontology annotation, biological process: intracellular signal transduction; positive regulation of apoptotic process; protein phosphorylation. Gene Ontology annotation, cellular component: nucleus; cytoplasm. NCBI's taxonomy places the organism in Eukaryota, Metazoa, Chordata, Mammalia, Primates, Lorisidae.